Hibiscus syriacus is the source of this 1490-nucleotide messenger RNA. Its product is annotated as transcription factor DICHOTOMA-like. The record is from RefSeq and is a predicted model, not a curated record. Gene Ontology annotation, molecular function: DNA-binding transcription factor activity; sequence-specific DNA binding. The transcript has 2 exons. Gene Ontology annotation, biological process: regulation of secondary shoot formation. The coding region runs from base 234 to 1289 and encodes 351 amino acids. Lineage: Eukaryota; Viridiplantae; Streptophyta; Magnoliopsida; Malvales; Malvaceae. Gene Ontology annotation, cellular component: nucleus.
GGUGGGGCAAAACCAAAAACAAUAAUCGAAGCACGAAUAAACACCGAGUUUUAGCUUGCAAAUCAUGGAUUUUUCUUCAAAGGAAACACCAUGAUUAGAUUUCUUUUAUUUAGAGAUGAAAAAGGUGCAUAAUAAUUCAUGUUUGUCAUUCUCAAGUUUCAUCGUCGUCGUCCCACCACCAUCUAGCUCUUUAGGGUUUAGGGUUGUUUGAUUGUUUCCAGUUUCUCUUCAAAAUGUAUCCUUCACACAGCAAUGGCUGCUGUAGUGACCCAAUGGCUCAUAGCGACCAUUCAUGUCUUCUCCACGCACACGUCGCAACAGAUCCCUCACUUCCCUUCUUCAAUUUCCCCUCUCCUUAUUACAACCAAUGUGAGUUACAAGUACCGCAAGCCCAUGAUGUUUUCCUCCAACACGACCGUGAUCUGUUACUUCAUAACCAGACCUUGAUGGAGGCUGAUUCUGUCUCGGCCGGCACCAUCAUUAACGUGCCUGGUUCCUGCAAGAACGAGGAGUACUACUCGGGCAUAGACUGCAGUACCAAAAAGAGCCACGAUGUGACUCAAGUGGUGGUGCAGGAGCAGACACCCAGGAAGAGAUCGUCGUCUUCCAAGGGAGAUCGACACAGCAAGAUUAACACGGCGAACGGACCGAGAGACCGGAGAAUGAGGCUGUCGCUGGAUGUUGCAAGGGAGUUCUUCGGCCUGCAAGACAUGUUGGGCUACGACAAGGCUAGCAGAACAGUCGAAUGGUUGCUGAUACGGGCGAGGGAAGAAAUAAAGAAGCUAGCGGGAACCCCUGUUUCGAAGACGAACAACAGCGUCGCGGCUGCCGUGAAGAGCCCGUCUUCAACGUCGGAGGGUGAGCUUGUAUCCACGGCGGAACCUAAUGCAAUAGAGAAAAGGGUUAAACAACAAACUAAAACCACUUUCAAUCCUCUUGCAAGAGAUUUGAGGUACAAGGCGAGGGCGAGGGCGAGGGCAAAGGAGAGAACAAAAGCAAAGAAGACGUGGACUCAAAAUCAACGGGGUUCCCUUGAAAGUGCCGGUGAAGAAUCCGGCAACACUCAACAGGACGCCGUAGCCGAGGUUGAAGAACUCGGCUCUCGAGACAUCAAGCACUUAAGCAUUCACGAAGAUAUGAUUGAUGAAUCUUCGGCACUUAUUAAUAAAUGGAGCCCCAAUUCGAUGCUCAAUUGUCUACAAAACUCUGGAAUUGACCAUGAGCAUCAACUCACAGGCUUUCUGUCAUUUGGCAAACCAUGGGAGACCUACAACAAUAACAAUCUAUGAAAACGUGGUUUUCGAGGGGGCAUUGGAUAAUGUUUAGAGGCAUCAUGCACUAUAUAUUGUGCUUACUUCUCUAUGGUAUGUAAUAUGCACGGUAUGAACAAGCUUUUCAUUUUUGGGAUUUUGCUGUGAGCUGAUCUUUUAAUUGUCAAUGAUGUUAUGAUUUCCCUUGUUUACUUCAUAUACAGUAUCCUAAUUAGAACA